Molecule: messenger RNA, 2542 nt
Organism: Schistocerca piceifrons (Central American locust)
Lineage: Eukaryota; Metazoa; Arthropoda; Insecta; Orthoptera; Acrididae
Gene: mts
Product: serine/threonine-protein phosphatase 2A catalytic subunit alpha isoform
Exons: 7
Coding region: 240-1169 (309 amino acids)
Biological process (GO): peptidyl-serine dephosphorylation; mitotic cell cycle
Cellular component (GO): cytosol
Molecular function (GO): protein serine/threonine phosphatase activity
Source: RefSeq, a predicted model, not a curated record
UGCUGGGACGGACGAAGAAAUAAACGCUCGUAAAAAGACUACUAGAAAGAAAGAUCGCUUACUAACAGUAAAUAGCGGAUGUUGAUCGCUUCCGCGAAGUAAGCCAGCAUAUGCAUGCUAUUUAGUUACGUUAUUUAUUCGAUAUUAUAGCAAUUUCCGCGAAAAUCGAAUGUCAGCAUUCAAACAGUGACGUCACCCAAGGUUCUAAUCAUCGGCCAUUUUGAGUGCUGGCCUGCACAAUGGAAGAUAAGGCAUCGUUGAAAGAAUUGGACCAAUGGAUAGAACAAUUAAAUGAAUGCAAACAACUGACAGAAAGUCAAGUAAAAACUCUCUGCGAAAAGGCGAAAGAAAUAUUGACAACAGAGUCCAAUGUUCAAGAAGUGAAAUGCCCAGUGACUGUUUGUGGCGAUGUCCAUGGACAGUUCCACGACUUGAUGGAACUGUUUCGAAUAGGUGGCCGCUCUCCAGACACAAAUUAUCUUUUCAUGGGAGAUUAUGUUGAUCGUGGCUAUUACUCCGUGGAGACAGUGACACUUUUAGUUGCUUUGAAGGUUCGUUAUCGAGAAAGAAUAACUAUUCUUCGUGGCAAUCAUGAAUCACGGCAAAUCACACAAGUUUAUGGCUUUUAUGAUGAGUGUUUGCGCAAGUAUGGUAAUGCUAAUGUGUGGAAAUUCUUCACGGAUUUGUUUGAUUACCUGCCUUUGACAGCCCUUGUUGAUGGGCAGAUUUUUUGUCUGCAUGGUGGCCUUUCACCAUCAAUUGAUACGCUUGAUCAUAUACGGGCGCUUGACCGCCUUCAGGAAGUUCCACAUGAGGGUCCAAUGUGCGACUUGCUUUGGUCUGAUCCGGAUGACAGAGGUGGUUGGGGCAUAUCACCUCGUGGAGCCGGUUACACCUUCGGACAGGAUAUUUCGGAGACAUUCAAUCACUCAAAUGGCCUGACACUGGUGUCUCGUGCACAUCAACUUGUAAUGGAAGGCUAUAACUGGUGUCACGAUCGCAAUGUUGUUACAAUCUUCUCUGCUCCAAAUUACUGUUACCGUUGUGGGAAUCAAGCGGCUAUAAUGGAACUGGAUGAUGCUCUGAAGUACUCGUUCCUGCAGUUUGACCCAGCUCCGAGACGUGGAGAGCCUCAUGUCACACGGCGGACACCAGAUUACUUCCUCUAGGUUGCUGCUAUUGCUGCUGUUGCACUUCACCUCAUCCAGUCACAUACAUUACAUACAUACAUACCAUAUUAUAUAUACAUAUAUAAAUAAAUACUGUGCGUGUCCCUGGUGGUACAGUAAAAUCUCGUUACUGCAUGGUGUUCCUGAUUAUUUUUCUCCUGUUCCUUCUGUGUGAAUAUUUGGUAUUGGAAGUGUGUGGACUAGGAAUUCCUGUUAGGUCUCCACCUUUCCUUUCCACUGCAUUUUUCCACAGUCGACUCUUCUGGUGAAGUAGGAGUGACGGACUUGUUAAGAGAUGCUGUAACGAGAUCAUACUGUGCUGUUGCAAUUACAGAGGCUCUAUUAUGUUGAUGUGCCUCUUUUGAACCAUGCUGGAAGGAGGGGGCCAUCUGCAUAGCAUUGUAGGAUUGUACCUAUUCGUCUCCAGUAGCAAAAUAUGACUGGUAAAUAAUACGUGAGUUUGCUGCUGUGUUCAUUCUGAGCAACCUGGAGAGUCGCCCAUGGCUGAGGGAUGUCUUGCGGAAUGCUGAUUUCCCUGCCUGUCUGAUGCGUUUUAGGAGUAGUCCUUCUAAGUGGACACACAUUCUUUUGUUUUCUACAAACUUUCCAUGUAUUGAUUGUAUUGUAAACUGAACGCUGUGUUGCGUAUUGUAUUAUUAGUUAUUAUGACUCGUAAGAGUUAUCUUUUUAAAAUUGCAUAAUGAUGCAUAAUAAAUCUAUUGUAUUUGCACAGUGUCUUGAUCACAUCGACUCCCCUUGCCCUAGGCCUUUCUUCUUGAGAAUACAGUCUGUUUAAAUAAUUUUGACAGUAUUUUAAAUAAUUCUCAUCCACACUUUUCACAUUACAGUUUUUAUUGUUAUAUACAAGAGGCUGUAAGUAUUGCCUGCCUUGAAGGAAUUUAUUUAAUGAUUUUUUUUUUUCUGUCUUUGACUCAGUUUUCCUACUUUAUUGACUACUUUUGUAAAAAUAAUUAAUUAUCCUCAUGUAAGAACUCAUAUUUUUAUAAUUUUGUUUUAAUUUAUCAUUUUAUUAAUUGGCAAGGCAGAGUCUUCUCUGCUGAGAAUGUUAUAAAUGUUUAUAAAAUAUGCUGAAAACUGUAAACUUAUGUUUCCUUUACUCAAAGCAAUAUCUUUUCUACUUCUUCACUAUACUUUGUAUUGGACAUUCCCAGUACUUUCGUCUGUCAAAUUUUCGUUCAUGUGGUAUAUUUUAAUAAUACUCUACAGCACUAGUUUUGCACUUUGUCACAGUCAGUAUCCAGUGUGGUAAAUGCUGACAUGCUAUUCAAAAAUGUUUUCUGACUUUGAGAAUUCCUAUGUUUCCAUUUCUUUGUAUUAUUUUAUUGAAAUACUAUGUGAAUUUUGAUUAAGAA